UUAGUUUCCCGCUAUUCUCAAUGUAAUCCCGUCACUUGGCGUGGCGUUUGAGUAUAGUUCAUUCGGCGGUGUGCAGAGUAGUCUAGUCUAGUCUUGUCUAAUCAGUCAUGAUGAUAACUUCAACUCAGAAACCAAACAUUUCUCACACCAAAAUCUCUAAACGUAAAUAUUACUAUCUCUAUACAAAACUCAAUCCGUCAUCAAAAAGGAAGUUCACAGGAGAAUUGAUGAGUUCAACCUCAAAAAAGAAGUUAUGGUGAUCAUUAGCAGAGAUAAGCUUGGAGAUGAGAUAGAAGGUGGUGGUCAAGUGGUUGAAAUGGCACAUUCUGGUUAUUACAAACAUAAACCUCCCGAGAAAGAUUUGAUUGAUUUGGUGUUCUCUUGGACUCUUGAGGAUAUAUCCAACGACGAGUUAUAUAAAGAUCAGGUGGAAAAGAUCCCUGAACGUUUCCAGUCAGUGGAGGACUACCUUGGUUCUUACACCUUACCGUUAAUAGAGGAAACUCGUGCUGAAUUGUUUUCGAGUAUGGAAGUGUUACUUGAUGCACCGUAUGCUGAAGUAAUCUCAGUGAAGGAGUCUGCGCCACAUGGUUCAUUUCUGUAUGAGCUUAAAUUUGAUUCUUGGAGGAACAUAAAUAGUGGUAGUGGCAAAGAGCCAUACUCUCCCAAAUGUGGUGAUCUCUUUGUGUUGUCUGAUGUGGUACCUGAAGUUGCCUCGGAUUUGGAGCAGUGUGUAAGGACAUGUACUUUUGCUCUAGUCAUGAACGAUAAGGAAUCUAAUGCUACAGAAGAUGAUAAAAUAUCUGGUUAUUUGGGAUUCCGGACUUCAAAGUUGGUAGAGGCUAACGAAGGCAUGCGGAACUCCAUUUUUGCUGUGUUUCUGGUUAAUAUGACAACAAAAAUUAGAAUGUGGAGAGCAUUACACAUGUCUGGGAACUUACAGAUCAUCAAGGAAGUUUUGUGCUCCAACUCCAUGGUCGAAGAAAUCUGCAAUGUUUGUUCGUUAAAAGAUGACAGCGCUGGGGAUGAACAACUUGGCCGCAGAUUAUCAUUAGUGCUUGAUGAGUCCCAGACAGCUGCAGUACUUAGUUCUAUUUCGGCAGCGUUGUGCAAUCAUAAGUCUUCUAUUAAACUUAUUUGGGGUCCACCUGGGACUGGGAAAACUAAAACUCUCAGUGUCUUGUUGUAUUCCCUCUUAAGUAAGAGCUGUAGAACACUUGCAUGUGCUCCAACAAAUGUUGCAGUUAAGGAAGUGGCCUUGCGCGUCCUAAGGCUUGUUAAAGAUCCUUACCACAUGAAUCCAGGACAGGAAGAGCUGUUAUGUUCACUGGGAGAUUUGCUCUUAUUUGGCAGUAGGAAUCGAUUGGAAGUUUUUGAUGAUCUUGAGGAAAUUUAUUUGGAUCAUCGUGUGGACAGGCUUGUAGAAUGUUUUGCGCCACAAAACAAUUGGAAGAAGUGCUUUAAUUCCAUGAUAAAAUUCCUUGAAGAUUGUGUGGCUCAAUAUCGUUUAUUGGAGAGUGAAUCAGUUAGCGAGGCUAAACCUAGUGCCAGCAGUGAUUCAGCCUCUGUUCCUAGUUCAUUUCUUGUGUUCAUAAAAGAUAGAUACACAGCCGUAGUUUCUCUGAUGUGUUAGUGAUUUAUGCACCCAUCUUCCAUAAAGACUUCUGUU
This is a messenger RNA of Papaver somniferum (opium poppy), 1669 nucleotides long. Its product is annotated as probable helicase senataxin. Gene Ontology annotation, molecular function: helicase activity. The coding region runs from base 254 to 1633 and encodes 459 amino acids. The transcript is spliced from 4 exons. The record is from RefSeq and is a predicted model, not a curated record. Lineage: Eukaryota; Viridiplantae; Streptophyta; Magnoliopsida; Ranunculales; Papaveraceae.